Molecule: messenger RNA, 2076 nt
Organism: Durio zibethinus
Lineage: Eukaryota; Viridiplantae; Streptophyta; Magnoliopsida; Malvales; Malvaceae
Product: serine carboxypeptidase 1-like
Biological process (GO): proteolysis
Cellular component (GO): vacuole
Molecular function (GO): serine-type carboxypeptidase activity
Source: RefSeq, a predicted model, not a curated record
GAAUAUAUAUCAAGCCGGCCCCAGAAGAGUUCUAAGCAAGUACCACAAGCCAAGCUGUAACUUGGCUACAAAAUGGAAGAGAGGAACAUCGGAAAAUAUCCUGGUUUCUUGUCGUCUUUCGGCUGUUUAUAGUAGCAUUAGCAUUGCCUUGCAUUGCAAAUAUAUAUAUACUACUAGAAGUUAAGUUUCCAUAAGCUCUUGGGUCCUGAGGCCGCCAACUCAGCACUGAAUUAAAUUAGCAGCAAUGAAAGUUAUUAUCAUAUGGUUGCUGCUACUAUUGCCUGGCUACUUUCCAGGUUUCCUCAUUUCAUGCAAGGGAAACCAGAUUGACAAUCUCAACAGGUUGAUCGAAUCUCGCAAAUCCUCAAACCCUCCUCACCCUGAAUCAUGGGCUCAACUAGAUGAUCAAGAAGAUAGCCAGAACUCUCCAGUGUAUGUAGGAUCUCAAAAAGGGUUGAUGCAAGGUGACAAGAUCAAAGCACUGCCGGGACAGCCUGAAGGAGUGGAUUUUAACCAGUAUGCAGGCUAUGUAACAGUGGACCCCAUAGCCGAUCGAACGUUAUUCUAUUUUUUUGUGGAGUCACCAGAAAAUUCUUCAAAAAAGCCUCUCGUUUUAUGGUUAAAUGGAGGUCCAGGAUGCUCGUCGUUUGGAUAUGGAGCUAUGCAGGAACUUGGACCUUUCAGAGUAAACAGUGAUGGAAAAACGCUUUACAGAAAUGAAUAUGCAUGGAACAAUGUUGCAAACGUGAUCUUUCUGGAAUCACCAGCAGGAGUUGGUUUUUCUUAUUCAAAUGAUUCCUCUGAUUACACCAAAGUAGGUGACAAGAGAACAGCACAGGACUCCUACAUUUUUCUCCUUAAUUGGCUUGAAAGAUUUCCACAGUACAAAACCCGCGAUUUUUUUAUAGCUGGUGAAAGCUAUGCCGGCCAUUAUGUUCCUCAACUUGCUUAUUAUAUUCUCUCAAGAAACAAGAACACAAAUCAAACCGUCAUCAAUCUCAAAGGAAUUGCUAUAGGAAAUGCUUGGGUAGAUGACGGCAUUUGUACAAAGGGAUUGUAUGACUAUUUAUGGACACACGCUCUCAACUCAGAUGAAACCAAUGAAGGAAUUAAGAAAUACUGCAACUUUGCUAGUGAAGAUUCAGUUAACGAGAUGGCAGAUGGUAUCCUAUGUGGAAAGUAUCAAAUUAAGGGAUUUAUAGAGAUGGGAAACAUUGACUUGUACGGUAUUUACGCGCCUCCAUGCAAUUCAUCGGCACUAAAACCUGGCUCAAAUGGCAAUGUCAUGAACUUUGAUCCCUGCUCUGAAAGUCACGUCAAUUCCUACCUAAAUCUUGCCGAGGUACAAGCAACCCUUCAUGCCAAAGCUACAAAAUGGUCAGGUUGCAGUAAUGUUGGAUGGACAGACAGCCCGACGUCUAUUCUUCCUGAAAUACGGCAUUUAGCAAGAGAGAUUAGGGUGUGGGUAUACAGUGGCGACACAGAUGGUCGAGUUCCAGUGACAUCCUCUAGGUAUGCCAUAAAGGCCCUAGAACUUCCAGUAGAGACAGCAUGGCAGCCAUGGUACUCUAAUAGUGAGGUUGGAGGAUACGUUGUUGGCUACAAGGGAUUGAUUUUUACCACAGUUCGGGGAGCUGGACACGCAGUUCCAAGCUACCAACCAGAACGAGCACUUACCAUGAUCACAUCUUUCCUUCAGGGGAAACUGCCUCCUAGCCCUCCUUCCUAUUAACAAACCCAUUGAGAGCCCUCACGGUACUGCAGCUCUCUUAUUCUGAAAUUCCAGAAAUUUAAAAUGGGAAGGGAAGGAGAAAUAUGCUUUCUCUAUUUAACUUUUCACAGAAGUUAAAGGGAAGGAGAAGAAAUAUCAUCGGAAAAUUGAACCAGUUCUCUGCUGAUGGAAUUAUUUCCAAAGGUAAAGAAAUGUAUGGACAAUGUAUUAUUUUGUUUCUAUUUUUAACAUCUAUCUACGAAUAUACAUAAUCAUUCAAGCGCAUAAUCCUUGUACAAAUUAGGCCAAAGUGCCAAAGCGCAAAGAGCUUGUGCAAUGGGUGUGAAAACCUCUCUAUCUCUACC